Messenger RNA from Daphnia magna, 2011 nucleotides. RefSeq lists its product as uncharacterized. Lineage: Eukaryota; Metazoa; Arthropoda; Branchiopoda; Diplostraca; Daphniidae. Gene Ontology annotation, molecular function: protein binding. The transcript is spliced from 4 exons. Bases 308 to 1858 code for a protein of 516 amino acids. The record is from RefSeq and is a predicted model, not a curated record. Gene Ontology annotation, cellular component: SCF ubiquitin ligase complex. Gene Ontology annotation, biological process: SCF-dependent proteasomal ubiquitin-dependent protein catabolic process.
AAUGUGGACUGACGCUAUUCUCGUUGCGUCAUAAGAGGGGACCGUAGCGAAGACGAAGCAAAAUAAGCUCCACGACUGCUGUGAAUGCAGCUGUGUUUACAUCAUAUCUGUGUACGAGUGUACCGUAACUGUACGUCUAAGAUUUGCUUGGUAUCUUUGUUGCCGAACCAUUGUUGUUUCCUGUGUCAUACGUCUGCUAACCGGCGAUUUCACUGGUUGAAUUGUCUACAGCAGCUGGGUGCCUUAAAGUUGAAGUUGAAGUUGGUUGAAUUGUCUGAAGACAUUUGCUUAACACGAACAGCUCGCCAUGCCGCGAGCAAAAAGAAAUGUCAAAACAUUAUUGGAAACUUGUCUACAAAACGUGACACGCAACAUAGAGGAGUGGUGCAAGCAUUACGUCGAGACCUACGGCAAAGAAAAGAAACUGUACCUCUAUGUCAUUGGUCCAUUUGAUCCAUUGCCCUCUAGACUAUUGGUUCGGAUAAUUGACAUUCUAAGAGAUGAGAAGCGAUUAAAGAAGCAUCACUUGGAGCUCUUAAUUACUCAACAACUCAAUGCCUUGGAUCUUUCCAAGGAGGGAGAUGAAAUUGCUUGUCAUCUCCGUCUUGCAUCAAUCAGAUGCCCACAACUGAAAACUUUAAAAUUAAAUGGCUGUCAGAAAAUCUCCAAACAAGUUUACCAGAAUUUCCUCCCUACUUUCGAAAAUUUACAAGUAUUAGACAUUUCAAACACUAGUUCAGGUGACAGUUGCUUGUAUGUCCUUGGGGCUUACUGCAAAGACUUGAGAGAAUUGGAUGUGACCAGUUGUCCAGUGACAGAUGCUGGUAUUAAAGGACUGUGUCUCAGCAUUGACGAUCUUGGAAAGGAAGAUAAAAGACUGGGACAAUGUAAAUUAAUUCACAAAUUGAUGGUCAGCUACACCAAAGUUACUCAAAAGGGCAUCAUAAUUGCUCUUGAAAACCUACCUAUUUUAAAGGUCUUUGAAUGUUGUUCUUCUGUCCAAGCUUUGGCAGAAAUGCACCUAGCACCGUACGAAGACAACAUCCCAGACAUAAAAAAAUAUUCGCUGAUUGACUUACAUUGCACAAACGAAUCUUUCUGUACACCAUAUAAGAGUGGUAGUCUGGGACUAGCUUCGUUACUCUGCUCGUCUGUCAUGAAAGUGCGGAUUGUGACGCAAGAAGGAUUGACUGACAUUGAUUUACUUGGACUUCUCUCACUGGAAAAUAUGCGUGAAUUCAGCCUCGGAGGAGGUGAAGAGUGUGAAAUAACGUUUGACGGUGGUGUGGCGCCCAUUCUGGAAGCAUUCGGAAACUCUCUAACCUCCCUGACAUUGGCGGAACUUCCCUGCGUCAACAUUCGAGCCAUCACCGAGUAUUGCCCUAACCUUCGCUUUCUGUUCCUGGUGAUGAAUCAUUCGUAUACGAUGGCCUGGCCAGAAGAAGAGCGGAGGCCAUUCAGCCCGAAACCGAUCAAAACAGAGCCAAUAUUGAUGAAACUCGAGUCAUUGCAUCUUGUCUGCGUUUCUCAUCUUCGGUCAACGUCUGUUAUUCCGUCCGAAAGCCUUCCUUCUCUUUUAUCAUCACCGCAACUUGUGCAUCUUUAUGUUAAAGACUGCGUUACGCUCACUGACGAGGUUCUCAAAAAGGCAGCCAAUCAUUUCCAAAACAUGGAGCAUUUGGAAUUAGAGCAAUGCAAUUCGAUAACAAAAUUAGGAGUUGAUUCAGUCAUGAACGACAGCAAUCCUCUCAGAGUGAUCAAACUAUGGGAAUGUCGAUCUCUGUCGCGUCAAAAUGUUUGCGAUUGGAACAAAAAAGCUAAUAAGAAGAAAUGGCAAGUAUCGAUUGAAUGGAGCUAAAAGCUCCGGUGUCGCUUUGCCAUCUGUUUAAAAUAUCGUUUAUCUUUUUUUCGUUAACGAUGAGCUAAAUUUUAUAACAAAUUGAAAUUUAUAGUCCCACGCCCCAUUAUUCCCAUGCAAACAGAUAUAGCCUAAUAAACUUACAAUCUAGGA